Messenger RNA from Saccostrea echinata, 1997 nucleotides. RefSeq names its product organic cation transporter protein-like. NCBI's taxonomy places the organism in Eukaryota, Metazoa, Mollusca, Bivalvia, Ostreida, Ostreidae. The transcript has 10 exons. The record is from RefSeq and is a predicted model, not a curated record. The coding region runs from base 43 to 1749 and encodes 568 amino acids. Gene Ontology annotation, biological process: transmembrane transport. Gene Ontology annotation, cellular component: membrane. Gene Ontology annotation, molecular function: transmembrane transporter activity.
UCUUCGAAGAUCGCGUAAAUUAAAUCGGAGUUUGAAAUCGACAUGAAGUUUGACGAUAUUCUUAAAGAUGUUGGAGAAUUUGGAAAAUAUCAAAAGUUUGUGUAUUUUCUUUUAUGCAUUCCCUCCUUUGCGUGUGGAUUAUUCAUGAUGCAUUUGGUUUUUGUCAUGGAAACACCGAAUUACAGAUGCAAACUUACCGACUAUCCGGGGGAUACAUACUCUAUCCAGAAUAGUGAGCAUCAGCGAUUGGUGGAUAUGUCUAUUCCGAGAGACUCUGAAGGAAGUUACCGCAAGUGUGACUUCUAUUCAUACGCUUCAAAUUUCAAUGUAACGGCUUCAAUGCACACUUAUAACGGGACGGAACUUCAAAAUUUUACAAUUGGUGCAAAUGCAACAUUACAGACAUGUUCCGAAUGGGUCUAUGAAAAAUCUAUUUUCAAAGAAACGUUCACCUCAGAGCAAAACCUCGUUUGUGACGAUGCGAUUUUAGUGUCGCAUUCCAGGAUGGUGUUUUACUUUGGUGUUUUGGUCGGUGACGUCGUUUUUGGAUGGUCCUCGGACAGGGUAGGGAGGAAAAUCAGCAUGUACAUUGGAUUCCUGCUGCUUAUUGUCAGCGCGUUUGCAGUCAGCUGGGCACCAGAAAUAAUCAGUUUUACAGUCUUAGAAUUCAUAAUCGGAGCAACAAAUCAUGGCGCUUUUCUGUGCACAAAUGUUCUUGGCCAGGAACUGGUUGGACCAUCGAAGAGGAAGUACACUGGAACUAUCCAGCACAUGUUUUUCUCUCUUGGACUGGUGUACCAAACAGUUGUAUAUUACUUAUCACGUGACUGGCAGAUUUCAUGUAUUGUACUCGCAGCGUCUUGUCUCAUUAUCAUUCCACACUGGUGGUUGGUUCCUGAAUCCCCGAGAUGGCUGAUAAGCCAAGGUCGCCAUGAAGAAGCCAAUGUCAUCCUACAGAAAAUAGCCAAAGUGAACGGAACCAAGGUGUCACCAGAGAGUGUCAAGAGUCUUAUCAUAAAGAAAGAAAAGACAGGAAGUUUUAUGGACCUUCUCAAAAGCAAGACAAUGUGUCUUAGAGCAGCUAUAUUGAGUUUCAACUGGUUGGCAGUUUGUAUGACGUACUAUGGGGUGACAUUGAAUGCAGGAAACAUCGGAAACUUUUACUUAAACUUUUUCCUGAUGGGCCUUGUGGAAUUUCCCGGCAUUCUGUGCACUAUUUUCUUACUAGACAGAAUAGGGCGUAAAAAACUACAUUUAAUAUUUAUGGUGGGAGGAGGAAUAGCAUGCCUUUGUACCAUAUUUACAGUGACAUUCGCCAGAGAAACAUUAAGACCACUGACUGUUGCUCUGGCAGUGAUUGGUAAGCUGGCUUCCUCUGCUGCUUUUGUGGUUGUUUUCAUAUUCACCGUCGAACUGUUUCCAACCGUAAUUAGGAACAUCGCUCUAGGAACAGGUUCUUGUUUUGCCAGAGUUGGAAGCAUGGUUGCACCAUAUUUUGUCACCCUCGGUAUGACUAUAGAAGGCUCCCUUGGGGAGGCUUUACCCCUGGUUAUUUUUGGUGCUGCCUCUGUUGCUGCUGGCAUUAUGUGCCUUUAUUUACCAGAAACAUUGAACCAGAAAUUACCAGAAACCAUAGAAGAUGGAAUCAAUUUUGGAAGAGUCCAAAAGUCAGCUGUGGUAGAUAGAAAUGGAAAAGACGAAACGGAGAGAAAUCUUGUUGCAGACAAUAUAGAAAAUGAUCAACUUUAAAGCACUCUUGAUCGAAAUUUGAAAAACCGGUGCUACAACGAAGGAAUUUUGAAAUCUAUUCUACAUUCAUAAUAAUGCGUCAUAUCAUGUUUUUCUUUUUCACACACAUUUGUAGCGAAGGUAUCGUUAACAAUUGAGGAAAACGUUACUCCACUGAGUUGUCCAAUGUUUAAUAAAAGAAGCCGGUUGACAACUAGUAGAAGCUUGUUUACAGAUAAUGAAGAUAUAUAAAUCUUGCAGAAAAUAAA